AUGUGGUCGCUCUUUGCCUACCUCUGCCUAGCCUGGUACGCCAUCAUCUGGUCCAUCUGCCUGCUGGGCCUCUCGCUCGCCCGAUCCUACUUCCGCCCUCCGAUCCCGCGCUCGCCGCUCGCACCCCAUCGCACCUCGGACCUCGUCACCAACGCCCUGUCCCGGCCCUCUUCCGAUGCUGUGCCACAGCAGAGGCCCCGCGACGAUGCAGGCGCCGCCGUCGUCGACUCCGACACCUCGUCGGUGCCGGGCGUCUCGAUCCUUCGCCCUCUCUCGGGGCUCGACUGCAACCUCGUGUCCAACUUGUCGUCGUCGUUCCAGCAGGACUACCCUGCCGACCGCUUCGAGGUGCUGCUGAGCAUCAAGGACACGCAGAGCAGCGAGGCGCAAAAGGUCUUUGGCGUCGCGCAGAUGGUCAUGGCGCGCUACCCGCGCAUACAGGCGCGCAUCGUCGUCGGCGACGAGGUGGCCGGCGUCAACCCCAAGAUCAACAACCUUGUCCGCCCCUACUCGCAGGCACGCCACGACAUCCUCUGGGUCGUCGACAGCCAGGUGUGGUCCCCGCCCGGCGCAAUGGCCCGCGCCGUCGACCACCUGAUCCGCGCCCACGACCAGCCCCGGCCCCUCCCCACCUGGCUCGGCAGGAAGCCGCACGGCUCCAGGGUCGGCCUCGUCCACCACGUGCCCCUCGCCGUGCUGCCCGGGACCAGCUGGGGCUCGCAGGUCGAGCGCGUCUUUCUGAGCACCACGCAUGCAAAGAUGUACCUCGCCAUCAACUCGCUCGCCAUCGACAGCUGCGUCAUGGGCAAGAGCAACAUGUAUCGCAGGUCGGACCUCGAGCGCGUCCCCGACAGCUUCUUUGAGGUCGGCACCGGCGGCAGCCGCGGCGAGUCGGGCGCCAUUGGCAGCGACGCAUUCACGCGGCACGAAGGCGACGCAACCGCCGAGGACGACGUCGACGUCGACGUCGACGCCGACACCGACAAGGACGCACGGCGGCGGCAGCAGCAGCAGCAGCCGCUCCUUGCCUCCUCAUUUUCGCGCUCAUCGCCGACGCCGCCGCUCCCCUCGUCUCAGGCCGGUGGCGCGGCCGCAUCGUCGUCGACAGCACCAGCGACCACCAGCACGACCACCGUCGCCACCACGCCGCAUCCGCCGUCGCCGCCGACGACGACAACUACAGUCCGCACGUCGUCGCGCGCCCUCGCCCGCUUCGGCAUCUACCUGGCCGAGGACAAUAUGCUCGCCCUCUCUCUGUGGCGGCCGCCGCUCAGCCUCUCGCAUGUCCUCGCGCGGGGCGACGUGGCCCACACGUCGGUCGGCGACAUCCGGACGCUGCGCGACUACGCCGAGCGCCGCAUGCGCUGGAUCCGCGUGCGCAAACACAUGGUCCUCGGCGCCACGCUCGCCGAGCCCUUGACCGAGAGCGUCGUCGCCGGCCUGCUUGGCCUCGUCGCCGUCCGCUGGUUCCUCGGCGCGACGUCGGCCACAUCAGCCGCCCUCUUCCUCGCCGCCCACUUUGCCGCGUGGGGCUAUGUCGACUGGCAGGUCAUGGUGGCCCUCCAGGGCGGCGAGCCCGUCCAGCCAGGCGAGGGCUGGACCCUGAUCAAGGCGUGGUGCAUCCGCGAGGCCAUGGCGCUGCCCAUCUGGGCCUGGGCCGUGUCGGGCAGUACCAGUGAGUGCACAGGAUCGAGGCAAGGAGUGGCGCGACGUGGCGCAGCUGCGAGCGGAGAUAUGCAGAUGGGCUGA
Molecule: messenger RNA, 1749 nt
Organism: Pseudozyma flocculosa PF-1
Lineage: Eukaryota; Fungi; Basidiomycota; Ustilaginomycetes; Ustilaginales; Ustilaginaceae
Exons: 1
Coding region: 1-1749 (582 amino acids)
Biological process (GO): glucosylceramide biosynthetic process
Cellular component (GO): membrane
Molecular function (GO): ceramide glucosyltransferase activity
Source: RefSeq, a predicted model, not a curated record